Molecule: messenger RNA, 2049 nt
Organism: Beauveria bassiana ARSEF 2860
Lineage: Eukaryota; Fungi; Ascomycota; Sordariomycetes; Hypocreales; Cordycipitaceae
Product: NADP(+) coupled glycerol dehydrogenase
Exons: 6
Coding region: 1-2049 (682 amino acids)
Cellular component (GO): cytosol
Molecular function (GO): nucleotide binding; aldose reductase (NADPH) activity
Source: RefSeq, a predicted model, not a curated record
AUGGUCGCACUGGUCGCGCAAGACUGCUACGAGGCCGUCAUCAUCGGCCUUGGCUCGCGAGGCCAGAAAACCUGGUUCGAAAGCCUCCGGACCUCGUCCAAGAUUUCGGUCAGUGCUGUAUGCGAUAGCAACGCAGCUGUUCUGGACGGCUUUGCCUCGCGAUACCCGGAAACCCCGGCCUACUCGAGUCUCGAGCGCUUGCUGGAGCAGCACCGCCCAGAUUUUGCCAUUGUCUGCGUGCCCAACAAGUACCAUGUCCCCGUCAUCAAGCAUUUGGAAGCAGCCAGGGUGCCGUGCUUGAAGGAGAAGCCCAUUGCUGGCACCGUUGAGGAGUUUCUCCAUCUAUGCUCUCUAAAGACCAAGAUUGGCGUGACUUUUCAGAGGAGAUGGCAGCCCAGAUACAAGCACUUUAGCCAGCUGCUCGCUGAAAUCGGGAGACCGCUGUCGGUGCGAGCGACAAUAGUCGGCCACUACGAUCCGCCAAAGGAUGGCUGGCGGGUUCGGCACAAUGUUGGCACCUUUAUCCUUAUGAGUCCCCAGGAUGACCUCGGAGUACAUAUGCUAGAUGUACUUGUUUGGCUGUUUGGACGUCCUUCAAGCGUCUUUGCACAUUGCUUGGGUGAUGGCCAGCCGUCUGGGCGAGACCGCGAGUCUCAUAUCCUGAUGACUUGGGAAAAGUCUGGGCUCAUCGGCCACUUGUACGUGUCCGAGGUUGCCAUCGAAAAAGACGAGGGUUUGAUUGUGCGCGGAGCUCUGGGGUCUCUUCAUCUCAAAGGCGAGGAGAUUAUCCUCUACGACCUCGGUGGUCGCCAGACCCUGCAAAUGAGCUUCCAGUCUAGCAAGCAGGACGUCAUUGUGAGCAUGUGUCAAGAGUUUGGCGACUACAUCUCGGGCAAGGAACAUACAUAUUCGACGUCUAUUUCACAGGUUGAGAGUACUUUUUUUACGACUGAAGCAAUCAAUUCGUCAUUUGCUUCACAUGCUGCAGAAAAAGUAGCGCAGAUUCUCCGAAAUGGCCAUCAGAAUGGCCACAAAAACGGUAGUGAGAAUGGUAUUCAGACUAGUCACCGCAACGGCUACCCAAACAGUGCCUCUGAUACCUUGGACAAGGAAAGGAAUCGCUCCAACACGACCAAAAGCAACAGUCACUCCUCCGAGCCUCAUGCCAUCAUCAAUGGAGUCUCUGCAAAGUUGAGCCCUCAAGUCAACACGGCGCCAACAGUCUUUCAGCUCAACAAUGGGUGUGAGAUGCCAGGCCUCGGGCUUGGGACGCGCAAGCCCAAAAGGCCCAACGAAACGUACGAGGCUGUAAAGAAAGCGCUCGAGGUAGGCUACCGGCACAUUGACACGGCCUUUAGGUACAACAAUGAGGACCAGGUAGGCAAGGCUGUUCGGGACUCUGGUCUUUUGCGCCAGGCGGUCUGGGUCACAACAAAGGUCGACAACUCUUGGCAUCACCGAGUGGCCGAGUCUGUGCAGAUUUCCCUGGCUAGGAUGGGUCUGAAAUACAUUGACCUACUUCUCAUGCAUUGGCCAUCUCCGGUUGAUCCUGACGACACGAAAAAAGCUCUCCCAAACUGGGACUUUACCAUGACAUGGCAAGACAUGCAAAACGAGGUUCAAGCGGGCCGCGUGCGAGCAAUUGGCGUAUCAAACUUUGGAAUACGCAACCUGAGAAAGCUCAUGUCUCACCCACUGUGCACCACUAUACCAAGAGAAUAUGGCAUCCACUGCAUAGCAUACUCGCCGCUUGCAUUUGGGCUGCCAAAACUCCAUGACCAUUCCGUCUUGGCCGACAUUUGCACGCGGACGGGCAAGACAGUCCAGCAAGUCCUUAAUUUUUUCCAAAGGAUUCGAUGGGGCUUGCAGAGGGGUACUAGCGUGAUUCCAAAGAGCGUGAGCCCGGAGAGGAUCACGGCCAAUUUUGAAUCGUCGGCCUGGGAACUGACGCCCGAAGACCAUGCGAGACUUUGCGCGAUUCAAGGUCGAUGCCGAGUGUAUCCAGACGAUUGGCUCCCAGCUCGGGUAUUCUGGGAAGAAGAUGACUAA